CGGCGGCGGCGGCGGCGGCGGCGGCGGCGGCCGGGCUGAGGUGCUCGGGCGGCAGCGGCGCGGCGGCCGCCUCCUUCGUGCGCCGCCGCCUCGGCGCCCGCCCGCCCGCCCGCCGGCCGGCCGGCCAUGGCAGGAGCCGGAGGCGGCGGCUGCCCCGCGGGCGGCAACGACUUGCAGUGGUGCUUCUCGCAGGUCAAGGGGGCCAUCGACGAGGACGUGGCCGAAGCUGACAUCAUCUCAACUGUUGAAUUUAAUUACUCUGGAGAUCUUCUUGCGACGGGAGACAAGGGCGGCAGAGUCGUUAUUUUUCAGCGGGAACAAGAGAAUAAAAGCCGCCCUCACUCUAGGGGAGAAUAUAAUGUUUACAGUACCUUUCAAAGUCAUGAACCAGAGUUUGACUAUUUGAAAAGUCUAGAAAUUGAGGAAAAAAUAAAUAAAAUUAGGUGGUUACCACAACAGAAUGCUGCUCAUUUUCUCCUCUCUACAAAUGAUAAAACUAUUAAAUUAUGGAAAAUAAGCGAGCGGGACAAAAGAGCAGAAGGUUAUAACUUGAAAGAUGAAGAUGGACGGCUUCGGGACCCGUUUCGAAUUACAGCACUGAGGGUUCCAAUAUUAAAGCCCAUGGAUCUUAUGGUGGAAGCAAGUCCACGACGAAUUUUUGCGAAUGCUCAUACAUACCAUAUAAAUUCCAUUUCAGUAAAUAGUGAUCAUGAAACGUAUCUUUCUGCAGAUGACCUGAGAAUUAAUCUAUGGCAUUUAGAGAUCACAGAUAGGAGCUUCAACAUUGUGGACAUCAAGCCUGUGAACAUGGAGGAGCUGACGGAGGUGAUCACUGCGGCCGAGUUCCACCCGCACCAGUGCAACGUGCUCGUCUAAAGCAGCAGCAAAGGGACCGUCAGACUGUGCGACAUGCGCUCCUCAGCGCUGUGUGACAGACACUCGAAGUUUUUUGAAGAACCUGAAGAUCCCAGCAGUAGGUCCUUCUUCUCGGAAAUCAUCUCCUCCAUCUCGGACGUGAAAUUCAGCCACAGCGGCCGGUACAUGAUGACCCGAGACUACCUAUCGGUGAAGGUGUGGGACCUCAACAUGGAGAGCCGGCCCGUGGAGACGCACCAGGUGCACGAGUACCUGCGCAGCAAGCUGUGCUCUCUGUACGAGAACGACUGCAUCUUCGACAAGUUCGAGUGCUGCUGGGGCGGCUCAGACAGCGCCAUCAUGACCGGUUCCUACAACAACUUCUUCAGGAUGUUCGAUCGAAAUACACGGAGGGACGUCACGUUGGAAGCUUCCAGGGAGAACAGCAAGCCCCGCGCCAGCCUCAAGCCUCGGAAAGUGUGUACAGGCGGGAAGAGAAAGAAAGAUGAGAUCAGUGUGGACAGUCUGGACUUCAACAAGAAGAUUCUGCACACGGCCUGGCACCCAGCGGAGAACGUCAUCGCCGUGGCCGCCACCAACAACCUGUACAUCUUCCAGGACAAGGUCAACUAGGGAGGCUGGCGCGGGGACUGGGCCCGGACGCUUCCCCAGGGGAGGGACGUCGUCGUCGUCUCCGCGAGGAGCAGUGCGCUCCCCGCUCCUCCCCCCUGCAGACCGGAGGGCGGCCCGAUCCCGCCCGGCGCACGGUGCACAGUGCUCAGUAGAGGCCGUUACUCACAAUAAAUGUCUUUAUUUAAGUCUGAGCCGGCCUUUCCAGUUCAUAGACCAGGAAGUUAACACCCAGGAGAAGAGAGUCUCCACGACCCCGCCUGCCCUCACGCUUGGGGCCGCUCCCCGCCGUGGUCCCCGGGGACUGGUUUCAGCGAGCGGGCUCGGUGGCUGUCCUCACCCGCGCACCUGUACCUACCGCCACCCCCUCUGGUGCGGCCACUGAAUAAAAGUGACACACUAUGACAAGUGUUUUUAAAUCUAAGACCAGUAUCGGCUUUUUAUUUACUUUAACUGCAUAGAAUGAAUUAUGCGGAAUUACACUUUGGAACAGUGUGACCAACUCUGGCAGGAUGGUGGCACGUGUGCAGUACCUCCACGUCUCAGCCUGCCUGUCCCCAAACUUGUGUGAUUUUCUUUUGUUUCUGUAGACAUCGGCCAGGCGACAAGGCAGGUAAGGCGGGGGGAGCGUCUCAGAAGGGACCCAGGGGCCGACGGGUGCUGCCGGGCCGGCAACGCGGGUGUCCAGUGAGCCUCCCAGCGCGCGGCAGGGACUGCGAGGAGCCCUCGGGGGGGUGGCCCCUUUGGAAAGUGCUGGAAUCACAUGCAUGCCGGUCUCCUAGUUGUUUCCAGCCAACAGAGUAGCCAUGUGACGCCGCCACCACCUUGGUGCUGGAUUUUAAAAGUAGGCUCUUUGGUGCCAGAAAUCAGGAUCUCCCAAGACGGACACUAGCGGUGUGAUCGGAAGUUGCCGGGAUCCACAUGGGGGCUCAGACCCCGGCCUCCUGCGGGGUGCACGGCGCAUGCGCUGCUCUUGGAACAAAGGCGUGUCCUGGUGACUAGCGACACGAUCCACGAGAGCAAGUGCCCUGUUACCGGGCGGUCUGUGUGCUACCCUGCGGCAGCGUAACGACUCCACUUUACUUCUCGUCCAGUUAGAAGCGGAGAAUUUCAUUCAGAGUAACUCCUACCUGUACGCGCGCCAGCGCCCAGGCUCCAGCUCUGAGACCCAGAGCAGAGUUCUCUCCACAUACCUGUGCCUCGCGGUCCUCUGCAAAAACAGCGGUUCUAACAGAAUUGUAUAUAUUUGUUCAACUAUUUUGACCAAAAAGUUUAAUAAAUUUUAAAUGUUUAAUUGGA
This is a messenger RNA of Hyaena hyaena (striped hyena), 2784 nucleotides long. It is a transcript of the gene PPP2R2D, whose product is annotated as protein phosphatase 2 regulatory subunit Bdelta. Gene Ontology annotation, biological process: peptidyl-serine dephosphorylation. The record is from RefSeq and is a predicted model, not a curated record. Gene Ontology annotation, cellular component: cytosol; protein phosphatase type 2A complex. Gene Ontology annotation, molecular function: protein binding; protein phosphatase regulator activity. Lineage: Eukaryota; Metazoa; Chordata; Mammalia; Carnivora; Hyaenidae. The transcript is spliced from 10 exons.